Diutina rugosa is the source of this 2094-nucleotide messenger RNA. RefSeq lists its product as uncharacterized. The transcript has a single exon. The coding region runs from base 1 to 2094 and encodes 697 amino acids. The record is from RefSeq and is a predicted model, not a curated record. NCBI's taxonomy places the organism in Eukaryota, Fungi, Ascomycota, Pichiomycetes, Serinales, Debaryomycetaceae.
AUGCCACCAAAAAAGCUGACGAAAAGGUCAAAGAAGUCGAAGUCCAAACCAAAGAAUGAAUCGUCUUCUUUGUCAACACAAGACAAUCUGUUGUUUACUUCGUCAGGUGCAGACCAUUCCACCAACCGUUUAACGGAACAACAACAACCCACAAACACCCCGCAACAGCAGCACCAGCUUGUCAAUGCCUCCAAUGCAUAUCCUCCUGAAGGUAAGGAAGAGCAAGAGAUACAGUUGUUGCAUAAAUUGAGGUACCUUGCCUUUGAAAGCGACUUCAAUGGCACAUCCCAAGAGUUGAUCGCGUCACUACAUACCCGAUGGAGGAAUCUGAGGGUGUCUGAACUGACAUACUCAAAAUUGAUUGCCGAGGAGUCCGCUCAAGCUUAUCUCUCAUUGCUAAUUGAGGCGGCGUGUCAGGGCUAUCUUUUCAGGAUUGAAAAGCAGGCUUUGAUGAUCCCGGCCCUGGGCAAUCAACUGAUUUGGUACGAUUCCUCUCUUGCUGUUCUUAUGUGUCUAUACCGCAAUAUUUAUCACUUUGACCCAGCAUCGGUUGUUAAAGUGUUCAAUGCAAUUGCUGAGAGAAGUAAGGACUUUCCUGACAAGAUGACGGCACUUUUCGCUCGAUUCCAACCUGAAUUUGAUCAGUUUAAAGAUUGUUAUAGUCAUGAUGAAGUUUGCAAAGUGCAACUUCGUGGAUAUCUCACGGCGGUAUCACACGGUAUCAUUGAUUGGUUGCCUGGAGGAUUUGAAAAGGUUGGCUCGCAAGUCGAGAUGAUUAAAAAUGGAUUUGACCAAUUCGAGGUUCCGAUAAAGCCUACAAUCACGACGACUGUGGUCGGAGAGUGGCAACAAUUUGCGCCGACUACCUCAACCCUAUUGGGACAAGAAGCCGUUAAAUCGUCAUGUGAGCCCGACUCUUCUCCAUCUACCUCACAAAUACAAACGAACACACUGGGAUCAAAAACAUUAGCCAAUGCUGACAUCAACAUUUUUGAACCCGGAGACGAAGUUGAGUUGAGAGAUAGCGAAGCCAGCAUUGACAAUUCGGAACGUGAAUUCAUCGAGGACCUCGUCGAUGUGGUUUACGAGGGAAUUUUUGGAUUUAAUCCCAUAUUAGACGAACAAUUCGAAGAUGAACCGGGUGUCCUUCGUGUUGUGCGUAAGGCUUGUGAGAAAGUUGCAGGCUUGGUUCCCGAUGAGUUGAUGGACCCCACUGACCAUAUGGUUAGAGCUGCUGGAAGAAUUGUCCGUUAUUUGAGAAAGCAUAUUCCAAUGUUGAAGUACGAUUCUUACCUUCGAGAGCAAGUAGAAGACGAUGUCUACUUAAGUAUUGACGGCGUUUUCGACAGGGCGAUCAUGUAUGCUGUCGAGCGUGAAGGAUCGUUGGUGUUGUUUACUCAGGACGAUCCUCCUUACGCUGCUCUGAAAGAGGUGUUGACGAACUUCGUCGAACACAAACCUCGCUAUAUGAGAACUUCAUCAGGAUUGUUGUCCGUAACAGGCAAAGGUAACCUCACGCUUUUGGAUGAUAUGGGUGACCUCACCCAAGUGGAAGCACAUUAUUCCCCUAACAUUUUUACAGAAGCAGAAAAACGACAAACAUCGGCUACCAUUUCCCACUCUUGCCUUCUGCGUGCUGGGUACACUCUCGAAUACGAAUCUACAAUCUACGGCUGCAUGAGGUACACCAAUCAUACGACUGGAGGCACUUUUUGGGUGUUCCGUACUCGAAACAAUCGUUUUUGCAUGCCCUACGAUAUGCUGCCAAUUGUUACCCCAUUGAUGAAGACUGUUUGCGGGCUCCGCGAGUCUCCAAUCGGCGAGUAUAUUCUCGACAACGUUAUGUCAUUUGAGAGCUACGCAGAUGAUCUGUGGGACGGCGACGACAAUGAUCUGUGGGACGGCGACGACAAUGAUCUGUGGGGCAGCGACGACAACGAUGAGUCCUUGAACGACUCUCGAGAAUUAUCGAACAUCUCGGAAAGCGAUGAUUUUGGGUCCGAAGAUGAGUCUAGUGAUGAUGAUGAGUCUGGAAAUGAGACUGGUGUGUCCAAAGGGUUUUUUAAUAAGGUGCAAGGUUUAUUUGCGUUCUAA